Molecule: messenger RNA, 525 nt
Organism: Adineta steineri
Lineage: Eukaryota; Metazoa; Rotifera; Eurotatoria; Adinetida; Adinetidae
Source: the annotation of a GenBank genome assembly
AUGUCUUUAGAUUUAGAUCUUGAUCAAUUUAAUGAUCAUUUAAAUGGUACUAAUAUUGGAGUAGAUGAUGUCGAUAGUCAAGAUGUUGAUAUGGGAUUAAAUAUGCGAAAUAAUGGACAAAAUCAAGCAGAAAAACGUGCACAUCAUAAUGCUCUUGAACGAAAACGACGUGAUCAUAUCAAAGGUAGUUUUAGUGAUCUACGAGAUGUUAUACCUUCAUUAAAAGGUGAAAAGGCAUCUCGUGCUCAUGUUCUUAAAGCAGCUACAGAUUUUAUUCGUAAUAUGAAAACGAAAAAUCAGCAACAUCAAAAAUCAAUCGAAGAACUUAAACGACACAAUGCAUCAAUAGAAUUACAAACUCGUCUUCUUGAACGUGUCAAAGAAACAGGACAAUAUACUCGACAUAUAAAUAAUCAUCAUGAACAUGAACAACGAAUUAAAAUUGAAUCGGAAUUAAACGGAAUACAAAUAACAAGAAAUUUAUUAACAAAUGAAAAUAAUCCUUCGAUAAUACCUCAUACUUAA